This is a messenger RNA of Phragmites australis (common reed), 973 nucleotides long. RefSeq names its product actin-depolymerizing factor 5. Gene Ontology annotation, cellular component: actin cytoskeleton; cytoplasm. Lineage: Eukaryota; Viridiplantae; Streptophyta; Magnoliopsida; Poales; Poaceae. The transcript is spliced from 3 exons. The record is from RefSeq and is a predicted model, not a curated record. The coding region runs from base 143 to 574 and encodes 143 amino acids. Gene Ontology annotation, biological process: actin filament bundle assembly; actin filament depolymerization. Gene Ontology annotation, molecular function: actin filament binding.
UCUUUUUAUAAAGUCGACCCGCCCUCACCUAAUGUCAAGAACCCGCAGCAGGGGAGCGGCUCCUCAGAGAAACAAGCUCUAGAGAAGAGAAUACCCAUCGCCGUCUCCUCGCCGCCGCGUCCACCCGCAAAGAUCUUCGGCCAUGGCAAUGGCUUACAAGAUGGCGACGGAGGGGAUGAACGUGAAGGAGGAGUGCCAGCGCUGGUUCAUGGAGAUGAAGUGGAAGAAGGUGCACCGGUUCGUGGUGUACAAGAUCGACGAGCGGUCGCGCGCCGUGCUGGUGGACAAGGUCGGCGGCCCCGGGGAGGGGUACGAGGAGCUCGUCGCCGCGCUGCCCGGCGACGACUGCCGCUACGCCGUCUUCGACUUCGACUUCGUCACCGUCGACAACUGCCAGAAGAGCAAGAUAUUCUUCAUCGCCUGGUCACCGACCGCGUCGAGGAUCAGAGCCAAGAUCCUGUACGCGACGUCGAAGCAAGGGCUGCGACGGGUGCUGGACGGGGUCCACUACGAGGUGCAGGCCACGGACCCCUCCGAGAUGGGCUUCGACGUCAUCAGAGGCCGCGCGCAAUGAGGCUGCUCUACGGCCUACGACUACGUGCGUGCCAAACCUCUUUGUUCGGCUCGCUAAUGUGUGCUUGUCCUGUUAGUGCUCUGCUCACUGCUCUACCUAUGAUCGGCCCGGCCGGAUGCUAAUUUGCGUCGGCGACUUGGUGUGCUCUCGUAGCGUUGCUGCGAUUUCUGACGAGGGUUCGUGUGUGAUCUAGAGCCUGGCGUACUGUUUUGGUGUUUGGUGUUUGGAGAGCUGGAGGUGUGGUGUGGUGUGGUGUUGUAAUGGAGUAGAAGCAGAGGGAGUGGCGGCGGAUUGAUGAAACGUCCAUCUCUGUGACGUGGAAUUCCACUGAACAAUGCUCCAUUCGCUUCCUUUUUCUUCCUCUGAUACAAUAUUUUCGAUAAGGUGCUUCAGAUUUUA